GGUGGCGGGCGAGCGCUGGGCGCCGCCGAGGUGCUCGACCUCUCAGCCCAGCGCUGGACCGUGCUCCCGCCACUGCCCACGCCACGGGCCGGCGCCGCCGCCCUCGCCCUGGGCAAGCAGAUCCUGGUGGUGGGCGGCGUGGACGUGGCACAGAGCCCCCUCGCCUCUGUCGAGGUCUACCACGUGGAUGAGGGCAAGUGGGAGAAGAAGGCGGCUCUGGCCCAGCCCUCCAUGGGCAUCUCAGCCGUGCAGAGAGAUGGAGCCGUCUAUGCGCUGGGGGGAAUGGGUGCAGACACCUCUCCCCAGGCACUAGUCCGCGUCUACGAGCCAGCGAAGGACCACUGGCAGCCCCUGCCCUCCAUGCCCACCCCCUGCUACGGGGCCUCCGCCUUCCUGCAGGGCAACAAGAUCUUCGUCCUGGGGGGCCGGCAGGGCAAGCUGCCCGUCACUGCCUUCGAGGCCUUCGACCUGGAGACGAGGAACUGGACACGCUACCCCAGCGUGCCCAGCCGCCGCGCCUUCGCUGCCUGCGCCAUGGCCGAUGGUGUCAUCUUCAGCCUGGGGGGGCUGCAGCAGCCGGGGCCCCACAAUUUCUAUUCCCGUCCCCACUUUGUCAACACCGUGGAGAUGUUCGACCCCGCACAGGGUGCAUGGAGCAAGCCGAGCCGUGCCACCCGCAUGAGGGAGAAGAGAGCUGACUUUGUGGCUGGCUGCCUGGGAGGAAGAGUGGUGGCCAUGGGUGGCCUCGGGAACCAGUCCUGCCCACUGAACUCGGUGGAAGGAUUCAGCCUCGCACGGAAGAAGUGGGAGCCGCUGCCCCCCAUGCCCACCGGCCGCUGCUCCUGCUCCAGCUGCCCGGCACCCAGCCUGCUCUUCGUCAUUGGCGGGGUGGCCCAGGGCCCCAGCGGUGCCGUCGAGGCUCUGUGCCUGCGCGAGGCGCCCUGA
Aptenodytes forsteri (emperor penguin) is the source of this 945-nucleotide messenger RNA. RefSeq names its product kelch domain containing 8B (gene KLHDC8B). Gene Ontology annotation, molecular function: protein binding. The record is from RefSeq and is a predicted model, not a curated record. The annotation marks the transcript as partial. Lineage: Eukaryota; Metazoa; Chordata; Aves; Sphenisciformes; Spheniscidae. The transcript is spliced from 5 exons.